AUGGUGACAGUGGUGACAGCGAAGAAGGAUGAAGAAGUCUAUCCAACUAGUUGCACAUUAUGUCCUGGUCAAGUCAGCGACAAAACUUUCUCAACAUUCUCGAAUGACUCAUUAAAAUCUGCAAUUGGACGAUUUGAAAAUCCCCUUACAGACCCUGACACAUACGCACACACACAGACACAGACAACACACAACAUACAACACACACACACACACACAUAA
Molecule: messenger RNA, 222 nt
Organism: Loa loa (African eye worm)
Lineage: Eukaryota; Metazoa; Nematoda; Chromadorea; Rhabditida; Onchocercidae
Exons: 1
Coding region: 1-222 (73 amino acids)
Source: RefSeq, a predicted model, not a curated record